Molecule: messenger RNA, 927 nt
Organism: Vittaforma corneae ATCC 50505
Lineage: Eukaryota; Fungi; Microsporidia; Nosematidae
Exons: 1
Coding region: 1-927 (308 amino acids)
Molecular function (GO): protein binding
Source: RefSeq, a predicted model, not a curated record
AUGUUGGAUUCCCUAUUCUCCACAGAUGCCUGCUGCACUGCAACGAGUGAGCAAGAGCCUUCAGGAGUACAGUGUCAAAGUACUUCCACUCCAAGCAGUGAAUACAACAAUACCCCAUCCAAUGCAGCUUCCAACUCCAGAGUUUUCAAGGAUACAACUGGCUGUUUUACUACUUUUCUGAAUCAUCCUGAAAUCUCUGAAAUAAUCAAUGAGUAUUUUGAAAGAGUAAAUCUUCCCCAACACAAUGAGUAUCCAAGUAUUAAGGAUGAGAUUUAUGAAGUUGUGGCAAUGAAACUGUAUUGGAUAGCUAACUCGACGAAAGGUGGUAGUCUUAAAGAAGCAGCAAUUCAAAAAGCUAAGAAAUGGCUAUGCGACUGCUUACACAGAUCCGAACCUUAUAUUCUUCUAAUCGAGGUAUCAGAGUUCAAAUUUAACCAUAUUCCAAUCAAGGCAUGGAAGUUCCUCAUUGAUCAUUGUGGAACUAGAGAGUUAUGGAUAUCAAACACUACUAUUGACACUGCAGCACUAAACCACCCAGAUCUCAGUAAGAUGACGGUGUUGUAUUUGAUUGGUGUUGGAUUGACAAAAAUGCCAUGCCUGUAUAAUCUCACAGGUCUUAAACACCUCUAUUUGGGUGAUAAUAAAAUUAAGCAUGUCAAUCUUCAAAGCUAUUUUGAUGCUGAGACAGGUAGAUGCAACUCCAUGCGAAACUUGGAGUAUCUGAGCUUGCGUGGAAAUCACAUAUCAAAGAUUGAUGCAAGCAUCAAAAAGGUUUUUCCACAUCUACAUACUUUAAUAGUUCGGGAUGGGAAAGAAGUAGAUAUGAGUCUUCCGCUUAGCGAUGUGAAACAUGAAUUGAAAGAUGCAGGCAUCGAGCUUGUUGAGCUGGAUGAAAAGAAGGAGAAUGGAUCAGAUGUCAAGAAUUAA